AUGAAAAAUACAAUAGUAGAGUGUCUUGUAGAAAUUAGCUAGCAAAUAUCUGUAUUUAUUAUUAUUAUUCUAGAAUGUUCAUUAAUCUGAAUAGAGACUGUCUUUUAAAGUAAUUAUAUCUAUUUAAAUUUCCAAUAGCGAUAAUUACAUAAAUUUUUGGAAAAGCUUAAAUCAGGUGAUUCAUUAAAACAAUAUUAAAGUAUUCUAAUUCGCUAUUUACAUAAUGGUAAUUAUAUAUUAUUAUUAUUAGCAAUAUCAAAUCCUCUAAAUCACAAAUUGACUGUUUAAUAGCAAAUUAUUACUAUUUUAAUAUAGUUUUUUGAAAUGGACCAACCUUAAGGUAUUAAAUAUAUAUAUUUUAGUUUGUGAUUCAUAAACUUUAUGUGAGAUAAUUGUUGACUUUGUUAAAUUUAUCAUAAAAUCAGAAUUUUAAGAUGAAUAUUUAAAAAAAUAAUUUGCGAAUUUUAUCAAAAUUACAUUUUGGAAAAAAAAAAUAUUUAAUAUUCCUAAUAUAGAAAUAAAGGAUAUAGAAAUUGUGGAUUAGCAUUUCAAUCUUAAUUUAAAAACUUCAAUUUUGUAAAUAUUUAUACACUUAAUUUAGUUCAAAUAAAAGUUUAUAAUAAUUAUUAAAAAACUAUCUAUUAUCUAUAGAGGAGCUAUCAGAAUAUCUUUUAACUUUUUAAUAUCCAGAAGUUGUUUUAAUGGUCUUAGAUCUUAGUGCAUUAAAAUUUGAUAUACCUAAAUUUAUAAAAAAUGGAACUCUAGAUUUUGAUUGCAAAAGCAAAUUAUAAAUAUUACCUCAAGAACAAUAAAUUUAAUUAUUCUUAAAUCUCAAAGAAUUAGAUAAUGAAAAGUUAGACAUUGUUACUUAAUUAAUAUUUUAAAAUCAUUCUUUAGAUAUUGCCUCAUAAAUACCUAAAUUAAUAACAGUGAUAGUAAAUUCAUAAUAAAUUGAUUAUGAUAGAGCAUUAAUUAUUUUAAAAAGGAUAUCUAAUAAUUAGAAAUUUAAUUUGAAUUAUGAAUAUUUGAGAGCAGUGUUAUUAUAAAGUAAAGAUAAAUAAUUAAAUAAUUUUAUUAUUGAUGCAAUAGUAAUAUUUGAAUAAAAUCCAGAAAAUAUAGUAAAAUAAGAAAUUUAAAAACACUCAAAUCCUUUAUCCAUUAUAUAUUUAUUAAUUUAAUUGAUUAAAUAAGAAUAAUUUGAAUAAUUAUUUGAGAAAUUAUUGAAUAAAUCUAUAUCACCAUAUUAAUAUGUGAUUUUACAUGUUAUAUUAAUUAUUUAGGAGAAAUCUAUUAUUUUAGAUCCUUUAUAAGAAUAAUGUUUAAGAUUUUAACUUAAUGAAAUCUGUUUAGUUUAAAUGUUUAGUUUAUAUUCAUUCUAAAAUUUGAACAUAAAAAGAAAAAUGAAAUUGUUAUCAUAAUUUCAAUAAUUGAUUGAAACUGAAUAGAAUAUAUCAUUUUAUGAUAUUUUAGUAAUAAUAGGAUAGGAAACAACAUAAUCUCCUUAAAUUAAUUAAAGAAUAGGAUAAAUUCUAAAUAGAGAAUGGAAUAAUAUAAGUAAUUUCUUGAAAUAAAUUGCUUAUAAUAAAUAAUCUUAAAUAAUUUAAGGAUUCUAUUAUGUUGUAAUGUAUUUUACAGAUUAAAAUGAAUCAGAAUUUUUAAGACUUUUUGAUAUCAUACACAAAUCUAUGUGUACUAGAAAUAAAGCUGUAAAUUAUAAUAUGUUACUAAAUUCAAUUCAAUAAUAUGAAUAAGGUAAACCUGAGACUGAAAUACAACUUUAUGUUAUGUUAUUAAAAAUAAAUUAUUUAUUAUAGGAUAAUUUCAUUAAUAGAAAAAAAAAUGGAGAAGAAAUUUCAGAGAGAUCAAGUGAAAUGGGAGAUUUAAAUGAGGGAUAAGAAUAAGAAUAUUAUAAAUAGAUAUAAGAACAUGGAAAAAAUUUAAUUGAAUAAUUAGAUAAAUAAAUAAAACGUUAUGAAACAAUAUAUUUAGGAAUGCAAAAAAACUUAUAUUUAGCAGUUUAAAUAAGUAGAUUAUUAUAAUUAAGUGAUAUAAAGAUUAAUAUUUAACAUUCUCUAUUAGUUAAUGAAAGAGUAUAAAAUAUGCUUUUUGAAUAAAAUCUAAUAGAGAGUGAUAUAAUUUGGGAUUCUUUAAAGAAAUUACAGAAAGUUUAAUUAGCAACAGCUAUAAUACAAAUAUUUAAAAAUGAAAAAAAUAAUGUAAAAUUAAUAAAAAUGGUUGUUGUUGAAUUAAGUAAGUUAUGUAAAUAUAAAUAUUAUGCAUUGUUAUGGAAAUAAUAUGAUAUUUUGAGUAUCUAAUAAAAUGUUUAAUAAUAAAUUAGUAAUAUAACUAAAUUAUAAAUGGCAGUUCAUAAAUUUUAAUUAAUAUUACAAAUAUAAGAUAAUUAUGAAUUCUUAAAAUUAGGAUAUUAAUAAGUUCAAAAAAGUUAAUUUGAAUUAUUAGCUUUAUUGAUAGCAAUUAGUUUACAUUGUGGAAUUAGUAAUAAUUUUAUAGAUGGAAUGGGUGAAUAAAAUGAAAUGUGUAUAAAUAAAUUGAUAGUAGAAUUUAGUUGUGCUGGAUUAUUAUAAUUAGUAUUAACAUUAGUGAAACCUAUAAAAUAAUAGAAGAAGAAAAAGUAAUCAAUGGAAAUAGAAAAGAAAUUAGAAGAUUGUUUAAAUAAUUAAUUAUAAGAUGCAAUUAAUUUAGUAUUGAUAGGAAUUUAAAAAAAUUUAAAUAAAAAUUAGGAUUUAAAAUAGGAAUUCAUUAAUUUAGCUACUAAUGUAUAUUAAUUUGGUUAAUCUGCAGAAUAUAGUUUAAUAUUUGAUUUAUUUGAUAAGAUUCCAUAUCAAUUAAUAAUAAAUUGUUUAAAAUCAAUUUAAAAUUAGGAUAAAUUUUUUGAUUAAAAAUUACAACAUAUAUUAGUACUUAUUAGUAAAUUUGAUAAAAUAUAACUAACAAAUGAAUUUUUUGAAUUAUCUUAUGAUAUUAUAAUCAAUAGUCAAUAAAUAACUUAAACUAUGAUAGAAUAUUGUCUCUAAUUAAUAAGUAUAAUAAAAAUGAAUGAGAAUGGAUAAUUAUAAAUUUAGACAAAUAUUGAUGUUUAAUAAUUAAAAGAAGUAUUAAUACCUGAGAAUUUUGUUCCUACUGGUUGUACUAUAUAAAAUACUUAAUAAUAAAUUUACACUUGUAUUUAAUGUUCUAAUAAUAAUAAAAAGAAUAUAUAAUGUUGUGCUAGUUGUGCUUUUAGUUGUCAUUAAAAUCAUUAAAUUCAAUAUGAAAAUAUGAUUGAAUCUAUGUGUGAAUGUAAUUAAACUAAAAAAUGCAAUUAAUAAAGAUAAAAAUAAUAGAUAUAACCUUAAUUAAAUAGAAGACCUUUGUUUCCACAUUCAACAACAACUACAUCUGGAGUUUUGGUAGAAUAUUUAAGAAGAGAAAGAGAGAUUAGAGAAUAUAGAGAAUUUAAAGAUUUAGAAAUGCAUCCUCAUAUAAGAGAAUAUGCAGGUAGAAUAAAAGAUAACUUUUAAGAUUUUGAUUCAGAAGUAGAAUUAGAAGAUUCUUUAUCUAGUUCAUAAAUGUAAUAUCAUGAAGAAUCAAAUAAUGAUGUUGUUGAAAAAUAUGAAUCAAGUAGUAAUUCAAUAAUUGAAAUUGAACCAAAUUAAUUUGAACCUAAAGAAAUAAAAAAUUAAAUGAGACCAUAAUAAGAUUCAAAGUUUUUUUCAAAACUUAAAAUUAAUUUUGAACUUUUAUUUGAUAAAUUGAUUUAAAUGUGCAAUUUUACAAUUCAAAAUUAUAAGAGUUUAGAAUCUAAUUAAUAAACUGAUGUUGAAGAAUAAGAAUAUGAAUUAUAAUCUAAAAUUCUUCAUAAUAUUUAAAAAAUAACAACCUUAGUUUCAUCUAAUAAUAUAAUAUAACAUAAAACAGAAAAUAUUGAUGUUUUGAAUGAAUUAAGAACUUAAUAAGAAUAAAUAUAAUCAAAAUUAUAAAUUUAUUAUGUAGCCUUUUAAAUAAGAAAAGUAAUAGAUGAAGGAGAUAAUUUUAUAGCUGUUGUAGGUCAUAGUGAAAUGAAGAUUUUCAAUAAAGUCAAAUAUUUUUCACUUUUAGAAAAAAGAACAAGUGGAUUAUAAUUACCAUAUACUAAAAUAAGUUGUAGACCACCUGUCUCAACUAUUUUAUUUAAUCCAUAUAAUUAAAAAUAAAUUCUAGUAUCUGCAUUAUUAGAAAUCCAUCUAAUUGAACUUAAAUAAGAUGGAACUGUACAAAAUGAUAAAACUGUAAUUGCUCGUUUUUCACAUCCUAUAAGCAAAACUUUAUGGAUUAAUUAAAAUUCAUUUGGUUGGUUAGCAUAUAAUUCUAUAUAUACAUUUAAUAUAAAUUCUUAGAAUUAAUAAUGUUAUAAUUUAAAUAUAGAAGAAAAGAAAAUCAAAGAUUUUUGUGUAAUAAAUGGAACAAUCUUAUGUGUUGAUUUAUAAGGAGAUAUUUAUCAAUAGAAAUUAGUUGAAGGACAACCUAAGAUUGCAAUAUCUGAGAAAGUUAAUUUAGAUGAUUAACUCAAAGGGAAAAGCAGAGAUAAAACACCUUAUUGUUUAUCUAAGAUUAACAAUACUUCAAUUUUGCUUAUUUCAUAUAAAAAUGGGGCAUCAUUUCUUUGUAAUUAUUAAGAUAAAACAUUUAUUAAUAUUGUAAGAUUAGAUGAAUUAUUAAUAUCUUAAUAAUUGGAUGGAUUAUUAGCAUCUCCAUAAUUUAUUAGUUAAAAUAAAAACCAUUUAAAAUUUGCAGUCUUAGCAUAAAAAUAAAAUUAAACUAAUUAAUAAGUUAAUUUUCAUAGUGGUAGAUUACUUAUUAUUGAAAUUAAUAAUAAAGGCAAUGUUUAUGUUUAAUAAAUCUUUGAUAAUUUUGUUGAAGGAUAUUGUCUUCUAAAGGAUCCUGAAUAUAAUUUUUAUGCAUUAGCUGUAGCUGAUAAUAAAUAAUUAAUUUCCGCUUGUUUAAAUCUUAAAGAUAAUGCCACAUAACUUUGUGUAGAUAGAAAAAAUGAAAAUUAAGAUUAAUUGAUUAAUUAAUUAAAAGAGAGAUUUGAAUUAAAUUUAUUAAAACAAUCAUCUCAUUUAUUUAGUCCUUUAUAAAAUUUUUGUUUAGCUCCUAGUGUAUUAGCAACUCCUUAAUAAUUAUAAAUUGGACCUACUAGUAUAACUGUUACUUAAGGAUAUGCUAUUACUGGAAUCAUUUUUAAUAAACCUAAUGUUGAACAAAUAGAAAUAUUUAAAUAUCGAACCAUUUAAAAAAGAAAUAACUUUAUUAUAAUACCCUUAAAUUACAUAGAAUAAAUUUAUACUUUAUUGACUCAUACAAUUACAUUUACUUAAAAUAAUUAUAGUAAUUUAUAAGUUUAUAUAUAAAAAAUGACAUUAUCAUAAGCUAUGAUGACAAAAUUAAUGUCUAUUUUAAAUCAAGAUAAUAAUCAAAUGAAAUCUUAUAUAUUUUAAGAUAUUAAGUAACGUAAUUAAAAAUUCAAAUCAAUGUUAUCAGAAUAAUAAAUUAAUUUAGUAAAUAGUUUAGAUUGUUUAGGAAUUACUUUAUAAGCUUAUUAAAAUCCAUCAAUUAAAUUUACAAUUAUACCAUAAUUAAUAACAAUUAUUUAAUAAAAUCAACCUAUUAUUACAGAUUCAGCAAAAAAAUUAUUAAAAACUUUAUUAAAAAAUCAUAAAGCAAUAUUAGGUAGUGAAUAUGAUUAUAGAUCUAUUAAGGAUAAAAUAUUUAUUGAAAAAAUUAAAAGUAAAACAGCAACAUAAAUAGUUUAAAAAUUAUAAAAAAUUUAAAGUACUAGACUACCUUAAUUAUUUUAUAUAUUCAAUUAAGUACCAACUGUUAUUUUUGAUAUUUUAAGUGAAACUAUAAAUUAUAAAUAAUAUUCUCAAUUACUAUUGAGAUAUCUUUAAUUUUUAUAGAAUUGUUAAAAAGAUAUUAAUGAAACACUUUCAUAAAUUGAAGAUAUUAAGUAAUUAUGGAAAUUGUCAAAUUAGAAUAUGUUUAAUAGAAUCUUUAUUGAUGAAUUAAUCAUUUUUCAAAAAAAUAAGAAGAGUGAAACAUUUGAAUAUGCAUGGGAUGUAUUUAUCAAAGACAAUAAUUAAUUAUCAGAAAAAAUUGAAACAGAAUCUAUGGAUGAAAAGAAUAAAUUAGAACCAUUUUAUGAUUUUGAUGAAAUCCCAAUAGAAUAUGGAGAUGAUUAUGAUCCAUAUGAAGCUAUUUUAUUACGUUAAGAAUUACAAAAAUAACAACCUAUAAUCACUUAACCUAAAAAAUGUAGAUAAAUAGCAUUCCCAACUCCAAAACCAACUUAAUAUCUCUAAGUAGAAUAGUAUGAUUUAAUAAAAUCCUAUUCUUCAUGGCUUCAAAAAGGGAUUAAAGUUUAGAAUGAAUUAUAUUAAAAAGGUAAAAGAGAAUUUUAAUAUUUACUUUAAUUAUCUAAAUAAUUUUACAAUUUAGCAAAAUCAACUAAAAAUAUCAAUGUAGUAGUUGAUUAUUUAUAAAUGAUUGACUUCAAGGGUAAAGGUAUUUCAAGUAUAUUACUAUUAACUUACAUUAAUGGUAAAAAUGUUAAUGAUGAAUUAUGGACUGUAUUUAAUUAGAAUUAACUCUUUUUAGAUUUAUAAGUAAGACUUAUUGUAAUAAAUUAGGUUAUUUAUGAUGUAUUAAGUAAUAUUGAUAUAAGUGAUUAACAAUAAGGUCGUUUAAAAUAAAAGAAUUUGCCACUUGAUAAAUUGAGGGAUAUAAUGAAAAGUGAGAUUGAAUCAUAAAUUUAAUUAUUAAUAGGAUUAAUGGAAAAGAAGAAUUAAUUAUUGUACCUUUAAAUUAUUAAAUAUUUGUUAAAUGCGACAAAAAUUAAUGUAAAUCUAUUUUACAACUAUAUAUUAGGUUCAAAUGGCAGAGAAAUUACAAACAAAUUAAUGGACUGAAUUGAUAUGCUAUUUGAAAAUAAAUUAAGCUUCUAAAUAGAUUGCUUCAACAUAUUUAAAAUAAUUGUUAUAAUAAAUAAUAGCAAAAUAAGAUUAUUAUUAUAUUAAGGAUAUAAAUUUAUAUAGAACAUAAUUAAGAGAAUUAAAUAAAAAUUAGUCACUAUAUAUUAAUAAAUAAUCAACUUAUUAAGCAUUAAAACGAAUUUUGAAAACUAGCAAGAAGAGACCAUAAUUUUGGAAGGAAUUUUGUGAUGAAAAUGUUUUAAAAAUAAUAAAAUCAUUAAUAAAAACAUAUCCAAAAGAGACUUUGGAAGUAAUUGAAAUUAUUAUUUGA
Messenger RNA from Paramecium primaurelia, 7281 nucleotides. Lineage: Eukaryota; Ciliophora; Oligohymenophorea; Peniculida; Parameciidae. The record is from the annotation of a GenBank genome assembly.